Molecule: messenger RNA, 5838 nt
Organism: Guillardia theta CCMP2712
Lineage: Eukaryota; Cryptophyceae; Pyrenomonadales; Geminigeraceae
Exons: 12
Coding region: 1-5838 (1945 amino acids)
Biological process (GO): plasma membrane organization
Source: RefSeq, a predicted model, not a curated record
AUGCCUAGCGGACUGGACGAGCUUUGCGCAGAGUUCAGGGAAGCAAGGGAUGGGAGAGACUGUGUGUUCAAUGUGCUAGUCAACAUUGCUGAAUGCCGCGGCCUCUAUGGAUUGGCAAGCCACGGGUUCAACGAUUCCAAGGCUCGAGUGUAUGGGACGUGGGACCCUGAAGGGACAGAGGUGUCGAAGAUCCAUUCCAAGACGAGCACGCCAUUCUUCAACUUUGUCUGCAAGCUCUCAUAUGUUGGGCAGCCACACAGGUUCUUGUCCUCCUCGAUCGUCAUCGAGAUCCAGCAUGACCGCGGGCUCCUGCCUGCUAAGAUCAUAGGCGUGCUGCAGAUUGGUGUGCUGGACGUUUUCCACAGCUCUGGUCACAAGCUUCCGCUUCAAUGGUUUGCGAUCAAUGACAUAGCAUCUGAUGAGCCAGCCAUCCCCACAGGCUACAUCAGGAUGAACGUCAUCAUCAACAACAUGGAUGAGCCAGGGGCUGUUCAGGAUGAUGUGCCGGAGGAGGAGCGAUCUCGCUGCGAGCUGCUGGAGAUACCGAGGUUGCACAACUUCAUCACGGCAACGGGCGUGUACAACAUCAUCUUCAAGAUCUAUCAAGCGCGGAACCUGAGGAGGGUCGACGAUACCUGGGGCUCGGACCCUUUCAUCAAGAUCGUGAUCCCUACAGGAGAAAACCAGACAGACACAAAGGCUUCAGACCUCAACCCCGUCUGGAACCAGCAGCUGCAGAUUCCAGUGUACGAGCCAAUAUUCUGCGACCUCCUCGCCUUGCAGCUUUGGAACCAGAACAUUGCUGGGAACCACGUCGUCGCUGAGCACAUGUUCAGCUGGAAGGAUGUGUUCUCUAGGCAGGAAUACUACAAACAGCCCAGAUGGUUCGACCUGUUUGCGCUUCCCGACAAGGGCAUCAUGGAAAGAACGGCUGAAAAGGUUCAAUCGAUCACAAGAAAAGUUGGGGAGUUCGUGGGGAACCGCCAGUUCAAGAUGAUGGCGUCAAAGAUCUGCAGCGGGUUCGGCUCUGGGUCGUAUGAAGAGCCCUCUGUCUAUUGCGGCAGAGUUCUGCUCUCGAUUGAGAUUGAGGACAGGGAGGGGAGCAAAGCACAGCCGAGCUUGGCUCUUACGGAGAUGAAACCUAAGGACUGCAAGCUGUUCCAGGACGUGAAGCAGAAGGUUUUCUUCCGAUUUCAUGUCUUCCAUGGGCAGGGGUUGAACGUGCCAGCGGUGGGGAUGGGUCAGAACUGCUAUGCCCAGGUCGAGCUCGAGAUAGGAAGGAAAUCGUGCACUACCAAGGUCAAGUCAGAGCACAAGGGCCUGUUCGAAUGGUAUCAAGCGGUGGAGCUAGAGGACGAUAUCCCUUAUGAUGAUCAGCUCUGGCCCUGGCUGGACACGGACUAUGAGGAGGGUUACUUCCCUUCUGAACUGAUCGACGCUGCGUUCCCUCCUGUGUGGAUCAAGGUGUACCGCUGCUCAGGCUUGCUGGACACGAUCGGGGGAGCGAAGUUGACGAGGAAGCUGAUUGGCUUCAAAAAGCUCAGGCUGAGGGACCUGCUGGCGAUCGGGGAGAGGCCGGCGGCUCCCGUGGUGAACGCCAUGGGCAAACCGACGAUCAUGGAGCUGACGCAAGGGAACCAGAAGGCAAACGUGAUCUUGAACAAGAAGGACAGCUCGCUGCCCUCGUUCUACGUCGCUCCGUCCGAGGAGCUGCCGAAAGAGUGGAACCCCAGGGAGAGGAGCUACUUCAAGCCGACCUACACCAGCCCCCCCUGGCCCCACGGGGACAAGUUUGACGAUGGGAGGGGGAACAAUCACUCGAUGGACCCCUACAUCGGCAUGCAGUGCAUCAAGCUCGACCGAGAUGCUACGUGUGACCUUGAGCCUACGGACUUUGCUGGUUUCAUCUGGGUCAGCCUCAAGAUGUACGUCCCGUCCCGCACGAACUGCAGCAACGCGGUCAAGGGGCCUCCCAUCCUCAGCCCGUUCGUCAAGUUUAACGAGAUCUCGAUCCCCUCGCCGCAGCAGCUCAAGUGCGAGGAGAUCUUCUCCCUUAGAGCCCACAUCUCCCAAGCUAAAGAUCUCCCCUCCGCCAACACUGUGGGGAUGGCAAACGCGUUCGUGGAGGUCGUGUUCUGCGGCAAGAAGAUGCGGACGCAUACAGUGAACGGGUCGAACUCCCCGACAUGGGAUUGCACCCUCUCCGGGGCCAGCUUCAACGACUUCCUCCUCCCUAGUGUCGGCUGGCCGGGCUGCGAUGAUUUCGGGAGCGACCAGUACUACGAAGGGCUAUAUGAGAAGUACAACCCCAAGGACGACGACUGGCCGGAAGACGGCCUGCAGUAUUCCUACGGUAAUGAAGACUACGCGCUCAGAUGGUUGCGAAACUACAACAUGCUCCGAGCGGCUCCAAGGAUCGAGGUAAGGGUGCUCGAGAAGGUUGCGUCCAAGAACGUUCUCCUCGGGAGGUUCUUCGUGGCCCCCGAGCGCUGUUUUCACACCCACUGCGAUCCCUCCUGGUUCGAGCUGUUCAAGGGGAACCCGGAAAUAGAUGAGGGCAAGCUGUACGCGAGCUUUCAGAUCGUCCAUAGGGAUGACCCGCUCUUCAAAGUCAUCCCGGGCGAACUCGUCCCGCAACGAACCGACGAGUUCCACAACUCCAAGGGCAACAAGCAGUUUGUAGAGCCCAACGCCUGGAAGUGGGACCCUAACGACGGCGUCCCCAUCCCCUGGGAGUCCUUUCCCAUACCCUUUGCCUUCUUCAGCCGGACCAGGAUGCCCUGCAGGGGCUACAACCCUUUCCCCUGCCCCAUGAACCCCUACGUAGAGGCGGCGGAGGUGUUCAUGCGGGAAUGCAGGAUCCAGGUUCAGAUCCUGGGGCUGCGGAACAUGAGCGAGCAGCUCGGCCUGAGCUCCCCCUCCCUCGCCUUCUUCGUGCAAACCACAGACAGCUGGAACGGGGACCCAGCCGGGUUCAAGGUGACCAAGGAGUGCAGCCUGCCGAACCCCAACGAUGUCAACUUCAUGCAGCAGCUCGAGCUGGAGGUGCUGCUGCCGGAUGACCCGGAGUACGCGCCGGACCUGGAGUUCCUAGUGUUUGACUACCAGGGCUUCUUCGGGGGGAGGAAGAUCGUGUGCUGGGGCUCGGAGCCGCUCAGGCUCUUCUACCCGUGCGGGGUCAAGGAGGACAACGCGGACGACAACGACGACGACGAGGACGAGGCGGCGAGGCUGAGGAGGGAGAAAGUUGAGCGAAGGAAGAAGUUCGAGGAGCUGAUGGAGGAGCUGAUGAAGGCUGGCACGAUCCAGGCGAAGGAGGCGAAGAAGCUUCUGAAUCACUUCAAGAGCGGCAUGUCCAAGGACUUGGACCAUGCGUUCGACCUCUACCUCGCCGCUCCCUCGGAAGCUGCCUUCCUGGAGAGGACGGAAGAGUUCCUCCUGACGAGAGAGAUGAAGGACAUCGAGGCCAAGGAGAAGGCGCUGGAGAAGAAGAGGAAGAAGGAUGAGGAGCGGCAGCGGAAGGAGGAAGCGAAGGAAAAGGAGAGAGAGGAGAAGGAGGCGAAGAAGAAGAAGGCAGAGGAGGAGAAACAGAAGAAGCUAGAGCUGCUGCAGGAGAAGAAGGAAAAGCAGGCGGCGGAGAAGGCAGCGAAACUGGAAGCCAAGAAGGCAGAGAAGCUUGCGAAGCAGCUUGCGAAGGAGGCAGAGAGAAUGGAGAAGGAGGCCGCUGCUGCUUCCCUCACUAACUCGAGAAAGAAAGGGACAGAGGGCGACAAGGGAGGGGAUGCAGUGCAGACAAGCCCGGAGGAAGUCAGGAUGACGCUAACGACCGAUGUGAUGGAAGAAGGACGCGAGGUCAAGGUUGUGUUAGCAUCGGAUGACGACAAGGAAGGAGAGGGUGAGGACGGGGUGAACGAGGAGGGGGCGCUGGACGAAGCAGACGCUGUGGAGGAAGAAGCAGACGCAAACCCUGAGGGUGGAGAGCACUAUCAUGAGGAGGGGGGAGAGACGUAUGAGGAUGAGACUCCCAUGGCUGAGCAUGAGGAGCAGGCUGAGCUCCAGCAGGCAGAGGAGGAGCGACUUGCAGACGAGCUGCACCUGGGGGACAAGGGGCCGAGUGAUCAGCACGAAGAAGUCGGCGACAACCCCAACCAGGCCGUGUACGAAACGGCUGGAGGGGGAGGAGCGGGAGCGGGAGCAGGAGCAGGAGCAGGAGGAGGGGACGAAGUUGGAGAAGGGGACGAAGUUCUGGAUGUUGUUGACAUCUACUCUGCCAUCCGGCCAGAGGACGAUGAGGAGCCGGACAGGCAGGAAGUGAUCGACACUCCCGACGGGAAGCCCAACGCCGAGUGGCUGGUGUUCAGAAAGCACACCAAGUUCACGGAGCCGCUGGAGAAGACCAAGGAGUGGACGGACCUGUUCGAACCGAGCUUCGAGGAGGUGCCUCUGUUCCAGGGGAGGGUAAGGGACUACAAGAGGAGGAAUGCAGAGGCUGUGGGAGUGGUCAAGUGCAGGAUCAAGGUGUUCCGGAAGGAGAACGAGACGAAGGCGGGGAAGAGCGAGCUGAACCCGGAGCGAGAUCCCGAGUACUUUGAAGUUGUCAGCUCCGACCCCUCCAUCCCAGACGCCCUGGAGAAGUGCCGCCCUUACAAGCAGUACAACAUCUACGAGACGUUUGCGGAGGCGACGGUGGAGGUUCGGGUGUACUGCCUCAAGGCGUUCCAGGUGACGCCUGGCGGGUUCAUGAGGGAGGAGAACGGGGAGGGGAUGUGGCUGCAGUACCUGGAGGCUCGGCUAGGGGACAAGAAGCACGAGAGCGAUGUUGUUAAGUCGCUCAAUCCCAACUUCUUCCACGUCUUCCAGUUCGCCGACUGCGUGAUUCCCGGGCCCAGCCAGCUGGUGGUUCUGCCAAGAAUGGCGAGACGAGAAGUACAAGCCGAGAGAGAGCUUCCCGGGGUCUCUCAGGGCAAACUCUCCCUCUUCCUGGACAUCGUGGACGAGACGAAGGCGGCGGAGCAGCCGGUGGAAGACAUCAAGGUGCUCGGCAAGACGCUGCCCAUGGAGCUCCGCGUCAUCAUCUGGAACACUCUCGACACGGCGCCAAAGGACUCCUACACCAGCGACGUCUACAUCAGCUGCGAGCUGCUGGGCGUCGGGCAGCCCAAGAUGACGGACACGCACUACGGGGUGAAGGUGAAGGCGUACGGCAUGUUCAACUACCGCUUGAAGUGGAAGUGCAAGUUCCCUGAGAUGAACCUCGAGUACCUGAUGAGGAUUAGCGUGUGGGACGAGAACGCGCUGACCAGCCACAAGUCGAUCGCGGAGGGAGUCCUGCCCCUCAAGAAGCUCUUCAAGGACUGCUUCGAGCGGAACCAGGGGAAGACCUCUCCUGACGACAUGGAGUUUGUCUUCAUGACCCCGAGAGACAUGGGUCAGGAUACGGACGCAGACAAGCAGGUGCUGGUGGACGAGGAGAACUUCAAGUAUCCCUACAUCUGGUAUAAGAUGGUCCAUCCCAACUUCGGCUUCAACCGCGAGAAGAAUUCGCAAGCAAAACUCCAGCUGUCCAUCCAGGUGAUGCCACGUGCCAAGGCGCGCGCAAACCCAGCAGGACGCGCAAGGAAUGGUCCCUCCAAGCUCGCAGAGCCGGGUCGUCCUCCUCAGCCGGCUAACCCGAUCCUCGAGUCGGAGAAGUGCAAGGCAUACAUCGUGUAUAGGUUCCUUCUCUUGGAGGCCUUAGGGCUCGUGUGUCUCUGCUGCUGCCUUAUUUGUGGCCUCAUCCUCGCCGCCAUCGCCGGCAUCCAGAUGGCCUUCCCUGGUCUUCUCCCCAUCCCUGGCUGA